AUGCAUUCAAAUCUGAAAAAGUCCAUAAAAAUAAUAUAAGUAUGUAUGAGUUGACAAAUGCAUUUAACUAAAUAUAAUCUUGAUUAUAAAUCGCCAACUAUCAUAUGCAUUUACACUCAAUUGCACAGACUUAUAUAUCAACAAACAGCAUCUUCAAUGCAUAUAUACACAGCAACAUACAAACAUACGUCGCACUUUUACUAUAUAAACGAAGGGAAUCCGCCUGCGACAUUACAAGUUACUCUUAUCGUCAUGUCGCAAGCCAACGCAAUCUUUAGCGGCCUGCUCGUCGCACUCGUGCUCACAAUAGACAGCUGUGCAGGAUAUUCAGCGCACGGACGUCAACCGCAAAACGUGUCCGAUGCACAACUGGCACGCCGCCUGGUACAUAAGUCCGAGUGGGCUGCGGUGGGUAGCAUUUCGACGAGUGAUAAAAUCCCCGAUUAUCCAAUGGUCAAUAUACUCGCCGUCGAUGAUAGCGCUCUGGAUGGCUCGUCAACUGGACGCAUACGUUUCUUCUUACUGAAUCUGGACUUUACGGGUCGUGAUACGCAGCAAAAGAACAAGGUCACCUUCUUCUUUACCGAUGAACAGGAUGGCGCAUGCCACAGACGUGGCGUCAAUCCCAUGGAACCGGCUUGUCCACGCAUUAUGGUUAGCGGUAGUGUGAAAAAGUUGGAUACCACAGACCCCACCUACAAUGACCAGUUGCAGGCGUUCUAUAAUCGCCAUAAGAAUGCCCAGAAAUGGGUGGCACACAGCCAUAGUUUCGAUUUCAGCGAAUUGGAAAUUGAGAAUAUGUUCAUUGUGGCCUACCAGGGCGGUCCACGUGUUAUUCCUGCCGAGGACUAUUACAAUGCCACAAUUUAAAAUGUUCAGCAAUAAAUAUUAUAUAUUACAAAAGUAUCCUUUUUUAAAUCCCCCAAUAAAGUUUUAUAAAUCAGA
Messenger RNA from Zeugodacus cucurbitae (melon fly), 945 nucleotides. RefSeq names its product protein CREG1. The transcript has 5 exons. The record is from RefSeq and is a predicted model, not a curated record. NCBI's taxonomy places the organism in Eukaryota, Metazoa, Arthropoda, Insecta, Diptera, Tephritidae.